CGUUUAAUGCAAAAGCCUGACUGUGCCGGUGCUCCGGGACCUGGUCCAGGACGUGCUCCAGGAUGCUUGCUGCAUUGCAUGAAGGCGGCAGUCCUCCUCUAAGGCCACAGACCCUCCUCUCCACCUUGCCUGCUGGGCAGUGCCUUUGUAGUGCACCAGACAGUCAGAGCCCGGAGGAUAUAUGGAGGGACAAAGAGGGGGGACGCAAAGGACUAUGAGGCAAGAGGCAUGUCCCUGCCCCAAACCCCUUCUCCAUUCACUUUGCCUUUGGGCAAUUUCCUCCAGAACCUGGGUGGAGGAGGGUGGGGUUCCGGUGUUGAAAUGGCAUCCUGGGCAGACAUAAACACCCCACCCACUCUGCCCAGCAGCCACGGGCCUGUGCCCACACCAGCUCCCAGCCCUGGGCAUGGCCACAGAACCAGGAGGUGGGGGCAGGGGCGAGGGGAGAUUCUCCUUCGAAAGGAUCCUUGCAGCUCUCACUGACUUUAUGCAGAGCAGAAACAGGGGGACACAGCUGCCUGCUCUGGAGCUGGGGGAGAUGGAACUGACUUGGCAAGAGAUCAUGUCCAUCACGGAGCUGCAGGGCCUCAAUGUUCCAAGUGAGCCAUCCUUUGAGCCGCCCGCCCCAGCGCCGUACCCUGCACCCCCACUGCCUCCAACCUACUGCCCCUGCUCUGUCCACCCCGAGGGCUUCCCGCUGCCCGCGUCCUAUGAGCUCCCAGCGCCCACACCCCACGUGCCUGAGCCCCCCUACGCCUACGGCAGCAUGGCGGUCCCAGUUUCCAAGCCGCUGACCCUCUCCGGCCUGCUCAGCGAGCCUCUCGCGGACCCCUUGGCUCUCCUGGACAUCGGGCUGUCGGCGGGGCCACCUAAGCCCCAAGAAGACCCAGAAUCUGACUCGGGAUUAUCCCUCAACUACAGUGACGCGGAGUCUCUGGAGCUGGAGGGCACCGAGGCCGGCCGCCAGCGCGGCGACUACGUGGAGAUGUACCCCGUGGAGUACCCCUACGCCCUGAUGCACAGCUCCGCGGCCCACCCCGCCUUCGCCCUGCCACCUGCGGACGCCGCCUUCGCCACAGAGUCGCCCCCAGGCACGGUGCGGGCCAAGCCCGCCGCCCGAGGGGAGGCGGGCAGUCGCGACGAGCGGCGGGCCCUGGCCAUGAAGAUUCCUUUCCCCACGGACAAGAUCGUCAACUUGCCGGUCGAUGACUUUAACGAGCUCUUGGCGAGGUACCCGCUGACAGAGAGCCAGCUGGCCCUCGUCCGGGACAUCCGGCGCCGGGGCAAGAACAAGGUGGCCGCCCAGAACUGUCGCAAGAGGAAGCUGGAGACCAUCGUGCAGCUGGAGCGCGAGCUCGAGCGCCUGGGCAGCGAGAGGGAGCGGCUCCUCCGAGCCCGCGGGGAGGCAGACAGGACCCUGGAGGUGAUGCGCCAGCAGCUGGCUGAGCUGUACAGCGACAUUUUCCAGCACCUGCGGGAUGAGGCUGGCAACAGCUACUCCCCUGAGGAGUAUGCGCUGCACCAGGCCGCGGAUGGGGCGGUCUUCCUCGUGCCCCGCGCCGCCAAGAUGGAGGCCUCAGACUGAGCUGUCCCGGCGGGCAGGGCAGUGCCGGGGCUUCCUGCGGCCCCCUGGUACAGGUCCUGUUCAAGCCCCGGGCGCCAGCUCUGGGGACCAGGUGGGGGCCUGACAACACGUGGCAGGUUUAUUUGACUUGUGUGGAGUGUGAGGGAGGGCGGGGCUGUCUCCCGGGAGACGCAGCUCCGUCUCCAAGCGGCACCUUUGGGUCGGGCUUUGGGAUAUAAAGCGUUCUAGAGAAUAGUCUUCCCCUGUGUCUUUCUUUUCAAGGGUGGGUGGAAGCAGAGCCAGCCUGAGUUCCUUACUUACUGGUGGUGGGGCGGGGAGUCCCCGAGUGAGGUACAUGCAGAAUUUGGGGCCUGCUUCCACCCCACUUUGAUGUUUUAAACGUUUAUUGAUGCAUACAAGAACUGGGGU
Molecule: messenger RNA, 1993 nt
Organism: Condylura cristata (star-nosed mole)
Lineage: Eukaryota; Metazoa; Chordata; Mammalia; Eulipotyphla; Talpidae
Gene: NFE2
Product: nuclear factor, erythroid 2
Exons: 3
Coding region: 407-1585 (392 amino acids)
Biological process (GO): regulation of transcription by RNA polymerase II
Cellular component (GO): nucleus
Molecular function (GO): RNA polymerase II cis-regulatory region sequence-specific DNA binding; DNA-binding transcription factor activity, RNA polymerase II-specific
Source: RefSeq, a predicted model, not a curated record